Phaethon lepturus (White-tailed tropicbird) is the source of this 947-nucleotide messenger RNA. RefSeq names its product zinc finger protein 777-like. The annotation marks the transcript as partial. The transcript is spliced from 5 exons. The record is from RefSeq and is a predicted model, not a curated record. NCBI's taxonomy places the organism in Eukaryota, Metazoa, Chordata, Aves, Phaethontiformes, Phaethontidae. Gene Ontology annotation, biological process: regulation of DNA-templated transcription.
GUGCCGGUUACUUUCGAGGACGUCGUGGUACACUUCAGCAGGCAGGAGUGGGCAAGCCUGGACGACGGGCAGAAGGAGCUGUACAGGACCGUGAUGGAGGGCAACUACGAGACGCUGGUGUCCCUGUACUGUGCCCUAUCCAAGCCUGAACUCUUAUCUCAGAUCGAAAGAGGAGAGGUGCUGUGCACACCAGCGGAGUCAGACCUGGAGGGAGCAGAUGUAUUUCUGGAGCCAGCCUUAGAGCUAGACCGUCUGAGCUGUGCGAGCGACGAUGGUCUGCUGGAGAUGCGGACAAAGGAGUCUUGCGAUGGGAACUGUAGGGACCAGGAAGAAAGCAGGAGCCUGGCGGUCAGAGCGAACUGCAGUGCACUAGAUGCCGAGGUGGGGAUCCCAACAGAGGAGGUCGCUGCAGAGAAGCUGGCAGUGCCCGAAAUGCCCUCCAAGGGUCUGGAAGAGGAGGAUGUGAAAGAUUCGAGGAAUGGUGGCCAAGGUCUGGCAGCAGACGUUCCCGAAGAGCUGGGUGUCUGCAGAACGACGGCACAGGCAGAGCCCAGCUGUGCGGCCGCCUCCCCGGGAGAGCCUGUGGAGGGCUCCUGCGUGGGCCGGACUGCGGCCUGCCAGCGAAACUCCACCCGGGAGAAAUUCUUCUCCUGCCCAGUGUGCAGGAAAACCUUUCUGCUGAUACCAGGUGUCUGCAGAACGACGGCACAGGCAGAGCCCAGCUGUGCGGCCGCCUCCCCGGGAGAGCCUGUGGAGGGCUCCUGCGUGGGCCGGACUGCGGCCUGCCAGCGAAACUCCACCCGGGAGAAAUUCUUCUCCUGCCCAGUGUGCAGGAAAACCUUUCUGCUGAAGAUCAACCUCGUCAUCCACCAGCGGAGCCACAGCAACUGGGUGCCCUACAUCUGCACGCACUGCGACUGGAGCUUCAUGUCCAAGAAGAAAAUGCG